AUGAAGGCUUUUAAAGCGCAGACGUGUCACUUGGUUGUGCUCGGGCUAUUGUGCUUUCUAAGCAUAGUCGACAGGGACUACCAUGGAGCUCAGGCGGCAAGGCUCGCUGCAACACGAGCAGCGCGAGAUGAAGCAGCCCAAAAGCUGGAUAAGUUAAAGUCUCCUGAGGAGGUUAAGAAGGCAAAAGAAAAAAUGGCGAAGCUGAAGGAGGACAUUCAGACCCUUCUUUUGGAAAGCAAGGAAUAUAAGCAGGCAACAAUUAAGAAGAAUCAGGAACAGGAAGUCGCUGAGUUUACCCCGGAGGAGCUCGAAGAAACCGAUUUGUGGAAAAAGGAGUACGACAGGUUCAUGAGGGCCGAGAAGCAAAAGGAGUGGUGGGAGAGGCUUAGCAUGAUGAGCGGAGUGAGCGCCGCAGUUGCGGGCGGUCUGACGGGUUUUGGAAAGGCUCACGAAAAUGCAGGGGGCGUAGCGCACAAUCCGUCAGCUGCUCGGCUUGUUAGAGGGGCUGGCACUGUAGCUCUAGUUGGGGGUGCCUUAGCACUGUUUUCGUGGCUGAUGCGCCGGCACAACAAAAAAAGGCAGAAGCUUUCCAAUGCCAGGCUUGCCCGCAUGCAAUUUGAAGCGCGGACGGGACUGAAGCCUUCUGAUGAGAACGUUCUAGGGCCCGACGAAGCCGACAUUUUCAAGCCCAAGGGUAAAAAGGAUAAAAAGAAAGAAGAAGAUUGA
Eimeria necatrix is the source of this 726-nucleotide messenger RNA. RefSeq lists its product as hypothetical. NCBI's taxonomy places the organism in Eukaryota, Apicomplexa, Conoidasida, Eucoccidiorida, Eimeriidae. The record is from RefSeq and is a predicted model, not a curated record. Bases 1 to 726 code for a protein of 241 amino acids. The transcript has 3 exons.